This is a messenger RNA of Drosophila sulfurigaster albostrigata, 491 nucleotides long. RefSeq lists its product as uncharacterized. The transcript is spliced from 2 exons. The record is from RefSeq and is a predicted model, not a curated record. NCBI's taxonomy places the organism in Eukaryota, Metazoa, Arthropoda, Insecta, Diptera, Drosophilidae. The coding region runs from base 108 to 491 and encodes 127 amino acids.
UAUCAAUGUUUAAAUGAUGAGCAGGUAUAUGUACAUAUGAAUUGAUGUAUUAACAAAAUUAAUCAGAAUUGUGAUCGUCUGCUAUUAAUUUACUAACGAUAUACGAGAUGAAGCUUACUUUUUUGAAUCCUUUGAAAAUACCAAGAGUGUGCGACACAAGAUGGCUGUCCAUUGAGAAUGCAGUUUCCCGAAUCGCGGACCAGUGGACAGAACUAAAACUCCACUUUGAGUUAGCAGCCACUUCUGAGAAGUGUCAUAAGGCACAUAUCCUCAACGGGCUCUAUAAAGAUGAUGUAAAUUACCUUUAUUUAUUAUUUUUGAGGCCUAUAUUAAAGGAGAUGCAAGCCCUUAAUAAAAACUUUCAGAGUAAAUAUGGCAAUCCAACCCAACUAUAUUCGGAUGUCAUAAUGGACAUCAACUCUUUGAAAGUGAAAAUUAUACCACCUGAUUGCGAAAUCAAUAUUUUAAAGGAUGAUUCAAGUGACGAGUAG